Messenger RNA from Onychostoma macrolepis, 2711 nucleotides. Its product is annotated as zinc finger and SCAN domain-containing protein 21. The record is from RefSeq and is a predicted model, not a curated record. NCBI's taxonomy places the organism in Eukaryota, Metazoa, Chordata, Actinopteri, Cypriniformes, Cyprinidae. Gene Ontology annotation, molecular function: DNA-binding transcription factor activity, RNA polymerase II-specific; RNA polymerase II cis-regulatory region sequence-specific DNA binding. Gene Ontology annotation, biological process: regulation of transcription by RNA polymerase II. Bases 93 to 1031 code for a protein of 312 amino acids. The transcript has 2 exons.
UCCAGUCCACCGGAAACACGCCCCCUCAUCUGGAUAAUGGUCGAUGUGUUUCUGGUUCUAGUAAUAUAAGCGCAGAGUGUUUUCGCAGCGAGAUGAGCUCAGCAGCGAGGUUGCAGACGCAGAUCUCCGCGAUCAUGGACGUGCUGGCGAAGGCGGCGGUGGCGGAGAUCAGUCAGCUGCUGGAGGAAGACGCCGCUGCUCUUCAUCAGGAGAUCCGGAGGAGAAACGAGGAGAUCCGGGGACUGAAGACGCGGCUGCUGCUCACUGAGACCGAGCUACAGAGACUCUCUGCGGACAGAUGCUCCAUCGGCGUACAGGUGGAGAUCAUGGACACGAGUGAGCCUGCAGUCCUGCUGGGUGUAUCGGCUCAUUCACAGCCUGAUGAUCACAGUCAGGAGAAGGUGGUUUCACCGAAGGAUCUCAUCACCGAGGAGAAGCCUCAUCGUUCCCACGCGCCGGAGCUAAAGCGCGAAGAUCCCGUCACGCAUUCACCAGAACCGGAGGAAGAGGAGCUCGGCGGCCUGGAGUUUGAGAUGAAGAUCGAACAGGUGGAGGAACUUGUGGAUCAGAAACCGAAUCAAGUUCAAUCAGAGCAGAAGAACGAAACCCGUCGCGACGACAGAAACUCGUGGAGUUCGAAAGCGUUCGACGAUCCGGAGAGUCUGAUAGAGCAACGCUUCCAGUCGUUUCCAGAUCCGUACGUGAUGAUGACGGAGGAUCCGGCGGCUCAGGCUUCGUCCGGUUUGUUCUCGUUCGGCUUCGGCGCUUCUGGAGACGUUGAGUACGGAUCGAAUCUUCCUCGACAGGAGCGCUCAUCCGGAUCCGGAGACUCCGUGGCGUUCUCGAUCUCGCGGCCCAAACCGUUCCGCUGUGAGGAAUGUGGGAAGAGCUUCACACAGCGGAUGCGUUUGAUCACACACAGACGAGUGCACACGGGCGAGAAACCCUUCCGCUGUCAGCUGUGCGGGAAAACCUUCUCCAGACAGGAUAACUGUCUCAGACACGUGCGUCUGCACAGCGGACAGAGAUGAGAUGAAGAACGCCGAUCCCAGCGCUUUAUCCUGUCUCAAAGUGAGAUUUCUGCAUAUUGUAACUGUGUUGCUAUUAAAUUCUGUCCUGUAAAAGAGUUCUGCAUCUCUGCUUUACAGCCUGUUUGACACAUUUGUUAAUAUGUAACAUGAAAAUAACGUCUUGAUGAUCAAGUUUGCAACAAUUGCCAAAAUCCCAUGAUUAAUAUAGAUAAAUCUAAAAGCAAAACCAUAAAACAGCUUUCCUUAAUUUUAAGAUAAACUUUUUCUGAAAUAUAUAUUUUUUUAAUCUUCCCUUGUUCACAUCAGGGUUAUUAUCGUUAAUUUAAAAACAAAACCAUAAAUUAACUUAAAUUACUUAAAUUAAAUAAAUAUUAAAAAAGCAUCAGGGUUAUUAUUGUUAACUAAAACCGUAAAAAAAAAUUCAUUGCUUGAAAUAAACUUUAACUGAAACAAAAUUUAUUAUUUUAUUUUAGCUAGUUGCCUAGUCAGCAUUUCUUUUUAUUUCUUUUUAGUUUAACUAUGUAAAAUAAGUAAAACUAAAACAGAAAUAAAAAUGAAUUAAAACUAUAUAGACAUAUUUUAAAUAAAAUUACAAAAACACAGUAAAAUUAUUGAAACUUUAACCACAAUACAAAAGAAAACAGAAAAUAUAAAAAUAAAAAUUAAUUCAAAAGCUACAAUAGUAUCUGGGGGGAAAAUUGGUGUCGAAACAAUGUCAAUUUCGCAGUUAAUUACAAAGAAAUGGCAUUGAAUUAAACAUGAAAUUCUGAGGUAUUUUCUUGUAAAACGCACUCGACUAAUAUUUACAACUUCCAGAAAUCUUUCUUUAGUGUAAUAACUCUAAUAAUCAUUUACGGCUGUUUUUAAAGGAAAUAUUUAUUCUGGUGACACCCAAACCUUUAUUUUCAGUAUUUCUUUAAGUGUGUUGUUGCAGUUUACUUGCGUGAAACGGCCUGAUGCUAAAAUCUGAUGAGUGUAAUAGUUUAUAUUUAAUAUUUUUUUAUCACUAUAAUGGGAUUUUCACACGUGAGAUUGUCAACCAAAUGUGUUCACAUUAUCCUCUGUUAUCUUGUUCCACGUUUCUGUCUGAAUUAACCCUGGGUAAUUAUUUGAUCUGUAAUUCCUGGGUUCAUGUGCAUAUUUGUGUAUUAAUGAGCUCGUUUUAAUAACUGCUCAUCCAUUUGAUUCUUCUGACACAUGCAGCAGAAAUAAUACUCUCUUCUUUACUCCAGUUAAGUUACAGUUUCCAGCAGAUGCACGAUUGUUUCUGUGACUAUACAGAGCUCAUGAAUAUUUAAUGAGGUAUGUGCUGUGGAGUUUAUGAUUGGUUGUCUGUUUGUCUUUGCAUUCUAUUGCAACAUUGUUUCAUCUUUUGGGCCGCAGUUCAGAUUUGGCCUUGUUUAAAGCAGUUUCAAGUUGCAGUUGUGAAACUUUGCUUUACCCAGGGAUAAAAAGUGGCCCACGUUUUACUAAAGCUGUUAACCCAGGGUUAAAUUCAGAGCUCAGUUGAUUCACUGAGUUCCUGUAGAGAGCAUCUUUAAUAUCAAACCUGUAUUGAUGAAUAUGACUUGAUAUAUGCCAUUUGUAGUGCUGUUUAUGGUUUUAAUGUUCUUUCAGUAAUUCUACAUUCACAUAAUGCCUCACAUUUAGGCUUUUUCUCAUUAAACACUUUUAUAUUCA